AUGGACACUCGACGUCCCAUCAGAGAUACCGCUGAGCCAAAGGUGCUCUCAGUAGCCUUCAACAACGAUUGCACCCGGUUUGCCUGUGGGUUAGAUGAUGGCUUGAGAGUCUUUCGGGCAAAGGACUGCAUAAGGACAAUCAAGCAAGCUCCUCGGCCUGGACACGGCAUCGCCAUCGCAGAAGUCUUGGAUGACAGAUACACAGCCCUGGUGGGUGGUGGAAGGCUGCCAAAUUCAUCGCCCAACAAGCUUGAGUUCUGGGACCUCGUCGAGAAGAAAAAGCUGAAAGAGCUCAACUUUGGCGAACCCAUCAUUGCCGUCCGGGUCACAGCAAAACAUUGCGUCGUGGUCUUGUUAGAUCGCACUAUAUCUCUGGCGUACACCAAGGACUCCGAGACCGGCACCAUCAAUCUAGGAACUGUAAAAGCACUGUAUCGUACUGCAAAGAACCCCUAUGGUCUCUGCUGCAUUAGAGGCGACACUUUAGCACUGCCUGGAGAAACGCCUGGACAAGUUCAGGUGCUGACCUUGACUUCGAAAGAUAAGAAGGUCUUCAAAGCUCACGAACAAGCAUUGAGACAGAUGGCUAUCAGCAGGGACGGAGCCAUUAUCGCCACAGCCAGUUCACAGGGCACCAUCAUCCGCAUCUUCAGCACUACGGACCCAACAAAAUCUACUGAAUUGCGUCGAGGCCUGGAGUCUGCAUCGAUAUGGGGUCUCGCUUUCUCGCCAUCUUCGUACUUCCUCGCAUCCACAUCAGACAAAGGCACAUUACACAUCUGGGACCUGCGUGCCCCAAGAGCACCAGAAGAACGUAUUCGACAACCUUCCGACCAGCGAAAACGCAAUUCUGGUAGUCGUGUCCAUCAUGACUACGACACGAUAUCUCAUGCUUCUGGCUCUUCGUCACCACUGCCAGGUGCUGUAGCCACAGCUACAGGAGGCUAUAUGCUACCUCCACCAGACCUUCGUCACGCACCACCUGCCACUGCACCUUCACUGGGAUCAAUGCUAAGUGGUCUAGCCAAAGGCACAAGAUCAUCGACAUCCAUCGAAUUUACUAUCGGUUCUGAUCCAACAAACUGGCAGGGACAGCCACGUUACACCAGUACAACGUUGCCUAAUGGGCAAACAGCCAAACUCAAGGUCGACAAUGUGGCUGUUCCUGGUAGACCGGAUGGCAAACCGCCAAAGGGAGUGGUUGCUUGGGAUCCGGAAGGCGGAGAUAGGAGACUGUGGGUCGUAGAAGGCGGAGCAGAUGCCAGAUGGGAGGUGUUUGAAUUGGCAGAUGAUUUGAGCACUGGUGGUGUCAAGAUUGGAAGUACGGGCUUCAGAAAUUAUCUCACUAGGCAGUUUCCCGAGAAGAGCUGA
This is a messenger RNA of Aureobasidium melanogenum CBS 110374, 1371 nucleotides long. RefSeq names its product WD40 repeat-like protein. Gene Ontology annotation, molecular function: protein binding; phosphatidylinositol-3,5-bisphosphate binding; phosphatidylinositol-3-phosphate binding. The record is from RefSeq and is a predicted model, not a curated record. Bases 1 to 1371 code for a protein of 456 amino acids. NCBI's taxonomy places the organism in Eukaryota, Fungi, Ascomycota, Dothideomycetes, Dothideales, Saccotheciaceae. The transcript is spliced from 4 exons. Gene Ontology annotation, biological process: nucleophagy; protein localization to phagophore assembly site; autophagy of mitochondrion. Gene Ontology annotation, cellular component: phagophore assembly site membrane; cytosol; extrinsic component of membrane.